This is a messenger RNA of Engraulis encrasicolus (European anchovy), 396 nucleotides long. It is a transcript of the gene npffl, whose product is annotated as neuropeptide FF-amide peptide precursor like. The transcript has 3 exons. The coding region runs from base 1 to 396 and encodes 131 amino acids. Gene Ontology annotation, molecular function: neuropeptide hormone activity. Lineage: Eukaryota; Metazoa; Chordata; Actinopteri; Clupeiformes; Engraulidae. The record is from RefSeq and is a predicted model, not a curated record.
AUGGAGUCUGGGUCAUGGGUGACUGUGCUGGGGCUCCUUCUGGCUUUGGCGGCCGUGGGCCAGGCCAUCCAAGAGGAGGGGGCCCUGGAGGCAGGCCAGCAGCUGCCCCCCGACCCAGAGGAGAACCUGGUGGAGAGACUCGGCGGCCUGGAGAUUGAGGACCCUCUGGGCCGUGCCAUAGAUGAGCGUCUGCUGUACACCAUCCUGCGCUCCCUCUCCCUCUCCAAGGGCUCCCAGCGGUACCAGCGCAACCCCUCCCUCCUCCACCAGCCACAGAGGUUUGGGCGUGGCGCGCGAGGAGAGGAGGAGACGGAGAGGAUACAGUCCCGCGACUGGGAGGCGGCACCGGGCCAGAUCUGGAGCAUGGCUGUGCCACAGAGAUUUGGACGAAAGUAG